UAUAAUACGAAUCUGAGACAUGAUAUCUGCAUAUGCAUGAGUUUAGUGCUGCUGUUUUAGAGAUUUCUGUUGAGGGGUUUGUGAGGAAGAUGAGGGUGAAGGAGAUACUCAGGGCUGCGACACAGGCGUGGAGUCCUGCGAUGAAGCACCCCGCGUACCUGGCCUUAGGAACCGCAGCGCAGCAGCUGGAUGCAUCCUUCAACACCAGCGCCGCUCUGGAGAUCUUUGAGAUGGAUUUCGCUGAUACAUCCAUGGACAUGAAGCUCAGAGGAACUCUGCCCACUUCCAACAGGUUUCACAGUCUGAUCUGGGUGGCGUUUGAUAUGGAGGUGAAGGGCUCGUCCGGUCGGCUCAUCGGAGGCAGUGAGAGCGGAACCGUGAGCGUCUUCAGCCCCGACGCUAUUCUCAGCGCGGGAGAGGACGCCGUGAUCGGACAGUCCAACAAACACACGGGCCCCGUGCACACACUCGACUACAACCGCUUCCAGAGUAACAUCAUCGCCUCCGGAGCCAGCGAUUCAGAAAUAUACAUCUGGGACUUGAACAACUUCAGUAAUCCCAUGACGCCGGGCGCAAAGUCACAGCCGGCAGAGGACGUGAGCGUGGUGGCGUGGAACUGUCAGGUGCAGCACAUACUGGCGUCUGCAAACCCCAGCGGGAAGGCCAUCGUCUGGGAUCUGAGGAAGAACGAGCCCAUCAUCAAAAUCAGUGACCACAGCAACAGGAUGCACUGCUCGGGGAUGUUGUGGCAUCCAGAUGUGGCCACUCAGCUGCUUCUGGCAUCAGAGGACGACAGACUUCCGGUCAUGCAGAUGUGGGACCUUCGGUUUGCCACCUCGCCGCUCAAAGUCCUGGAGAGCCACACCAGAGGAAUUCUGUCCAUCUCGUGGAGUCAAGCCGAUCCGGAGCUUCUGCUGAGCAGCGGCAAAGACAACCGGAUCCUGUGCUGGAACCCAAACACCGGAGAGGUGAUUUACGAGCUGCCGACAGCCAAUCAGUGGUGUUUCGAUGUGCAGUGGUGUCCUCGUAACCCCGCCCUCCUGUCAGCCGCAUCGUUUGACGGACGGAUCAGUGUGUACUCUGUGAUGGGAGGACGUCUUCAGCAGCAGCAGCACAGCACGGUGGACCAGAUCUCGGCUUCGUUUGACACCAGCGACCCGUUUGGAAGCGGUCAAGCUCUUCCUCCUCUGCAGGCUCCUCAGCCCUCAGUCGAAAUCACCAUCAUCCCUCCGCUAAAAAAGCCACCCAAGUGGGAACGGAGGCCUGUCGGCGCGUCCUUCGCUUUCGGAGGGAAGCUGGUGAUGUUUGAGAGCCCUAAAGUAGCGCCUCAGCAGCAGCCAAUCCCGCGACAGGUGCAUGUGAGUCAGGUGACCACAGAGACGGCGUUCCUCCAGCGUUCAGCCGAGCUGCAGGCCACUCUACAAUCCAGAUCCUUUAGCAGCUACUGCCACGGCAAGAUCAGGAGUGCCCCGUCUGACGCCGAGCAGGACAUAUGGAGGUUCCUCAUGGUGAAUUUUGAGGAUGAGGCGCGUGUGAAGUUUCUGCGGCUGCUGGGCUUCAGUAAAGACGAGCUGCAGAGGAAGAUCUCAGCGUGUUUGGGGAGGAAGCUUCAUCCGAACGGUUUAGACGUGAAUGAUCUGGCUGAGAAAAUGCAGACGCUUUCUGAUCAGGGCGAGGCGAGACGACGGACGAGAAGGGCGAAGCGAGACGACGGACGAGAAGGGCGAGACGACGGACGAGAAGGGCGAGGCGAGACGAGACGGACGAGAAGAGCGAGUCGAGGCGAGACGGACGAGAAGAGCGAGGCGAGACGGACGGGGCAGGGCGAGACGAGACGGAGGAGAAGAGAAGGGCGAGAUGAGACGGAUGAGAAGGGCGAGGCGAGACGGAUGAGAAGAGCGAGUCGAGACGAGACGGAUGAGAAGAGCGAGGCGAGACGACGGACGAGAAGGGCGAGGCGAGACGACGGACGAGAAGGGCGAGACGAGACGGACGAGAAGGGCGAGGCGAGACGAGACGGACGAGAAGAGAAGGUUCCUGAGAGAAAAACUCUCUUCUUCAUAUUCAGUAUACCUUUUAACUCCAAGCUGAUCUCGUCAGUGGUGACGCAGAACUGGCGUGAUAUCGUCCAGAGCUGUGAGCUGGAUAACUGGAAGGAGGCGCUAGCGGCCCUGCUGACCUACGCUAACCCCGAGGCGUUCGCUCCUCUCUGUGAUACUCUGGGUGCUCGUCUGCAGGCUGAAGGCACAGAGAAGCGCUGUCUGCAGGCCUGUCUGUGCUUCAUCUGCUCGGGGAACAUCGAGCGUCUGGUGGAGUGCUGGACGUCACAGAGAGACUGUUCUUCGCCGCUGGAGCUGGAGGAUCUGGUGGAGAAGGUGAUGAUCCUGCGCAAGUCGAUCGAGCGUCUGCGUAGCGGCGAGGUUUGUGUUCAGAGCUCAGCGCUGACCGAGAAGCUCAUCCAGUACUCCAGCAUCCUGGCAUCACAGGGCAGCUUGAGUUCAGCGCUCCGCUACCUGCCUGACAGCCCAGACCAGGCUGGUGUUCAGAUGUUGAGACAGCGACUGUUGCAUGCGAAGGGUGAGAUCCUGCAGAGACCGCAGCCGUCUGCGCCAGCAGGAGGUGCUAAAGGACCGGCAAACACACACACUCUUGCAGCACACACACAGGUGAGACACUGCACUAUUGUCUCUUCAGUUCAGGACGGGUGGAACGACCCUCCAGCUGUACGCGCAGGACAACGAAAGAAAAAGCUGCCAGAGAACUACACUCCCCCUGCUCCAAUCACAGCGCCGGUAAUGGGUUUCUCAGCAGAGGCUCCCGGUCCUCAUGAUCGAGUCCAGGUGCCACCCGGAGCCCCUCAGGAGUCCAGCAUACAGUCCUUACAGCAGCUUCCUGCUGAGCAUGUGGAGCAGAAGGAAAUCCCCGCCGAACACAUGAUCCUCAAGACCACCUUCAGCAGCCUGGUGCAGCGCUGUCAGCUGGCCGCCGCAGACCCGCAAACGAAGCGCAAACUGGACGAUGCCUCCAAGCGUCUGGAGAGUCUGUACGACAAGCUGCGAGACCAAGCGCUCUCUCCCAGCAUCCUCGGCGGCCUGCACGAGAUCAGCCGCUGCGUCGGCAGCCGUAACUAUCAGCAGGGUCUGGAGGUUCACACACAGGUGGUGAGCAGCAGCAACUUCAGCGAGAUCUCUGCCUUCAUGCCCGUCCUCAAAAUGCUCAUGACCAUCGCCAACAAGCUGGCCGUGUGACUCCAGAGCUCCACGGCAGAUCCGGGUUCCACUUGUGUUUUGAUCUGCUGCUGAACUGUGCUUUAAGAAUGAGUGCAGCAUUAAUAUCACACUGCUGGGGUUCUUCUCAUGUGUUUGGGAUUCUCCUUCCAUGCAGCAGGCCUUAUUCAUCCCACAACAAGCAGAACCACUUUCGGUGUGGAUUUAUUCAAAAAAAUAGUAUUGCAUAAAUUGCGUUGAAUUGAAUGCAACAGUUUGCCUAAAAAUAGGCCUUAAAACACAAGCAGAAUUAAUUUAUGUAAAUCAUUUGUAAAAAUCAUUCUUGCAUAAAUUGUUGCAUUCAAUUCAGUGUUAGAAUGUGUACAAACAAUAACUUUCUGUGCAUAAUUGUUCAUUAAAAAAUACAUUAUUGCAUAAAUUGCAUUGAAUUGAAUGCAACUGUUUGUCUAAGACUAGGCCUUAAACCAAGCAGAACCAAUUUGUGUGAAUCAUUGCAUUCAGGUCAAAGUGAGAAUGCCAUGCGUAAUUGUUAUUGCAUAAAUUGUGUUGCGUUGAUUGCAACGAUUUGCCUGAAAAACAAGCCGAACCAAUUUGUGCAAAAGGUAAAUUGUGGCAUUCAUCUCUACUUCAUUCAACUUUAUAAUUGUUCAUAAAAAUUAUUGCAUAAAUUGCAUUGAAUUGAAUGCAACUGUUUGCCUUAAAAUAGGCCUUAAACCAAGCCAAACCGAUUUGUCUAAAUUACUGCAUUCAGUUCAAUGUGAGAAUGCAAUGUGUAAUUGUUUGCAAAGUUGUUUCAUAAAUGCAUUGCAAUGCAUUGCAUUGAAUUGAACGGUUUGCCUAAAAAGGCCUU
Sinocyclocheilus grahami is the source of this 4077-nucleotide messenger RNA. Its product is annotated as protein transport protein Sec31A-like. The transcript has 24 exons. Gene Ontology annotation, biological process: COPII-coated vesicle cargo loading; endoplasmic reticulum to Golgi vesicle-mediated transport; endoplasmic reticulum organization. The record is from RefSeq and is a predicted model, not a curated record. Bases 33 to 3248 code for a protein of 1071 amino acids. Gene Ontology annotation, cellular component: endoplasmic reticulum exit site; COPII vesicle coat. NCBI's taxonomy places the organism in Eukaryota, Metazoa, Chordata, Actinopteri, Cypriniformes, Cyprinidae. Gene Ontology annotation, molecular function: protein binding; structural molecule activity.